AAACGUGAUCGAUUCAACAAUUGAAUAACAUACCGAAUUGAAAAAAAAGUAUCCAGUGAUAUAAUUCACAGAAACCACUAAACCAUUCGGUACACCUCGUCCAGUCGCCAUGGCGUCUUUCGGUGGUAGUCCGUCCAGACGGGAUCAUGUCUCUUCAGGCCCAUCAUGAGUCCUCCCGCCGCCGUCUCUCCUACUCAGCGCACUGCUGAACUUGUGACGCCUGUCUCCAAGCUGGCCGUUGCUCAAAACCAGGGCCCUCUGGCCAAGACCGUCUCCGAGAUGCAGGGUCAAUGGGACUCGUUCACCUUUGCCCCUAUCCGCGAGUCCCAAGUCUCGCGCGCCAUGACCCGUCGCUACUUCGAAGACCUCGACCGCUAUGCCGAAUCCGACAUUGUCAUCAUCGGCGCCGGAUCUUGCGGUCUUAGCACCGCGUAUGUUCUCGGCACCCAGCGCCCGGACCUCAAGAUCGCCAUUAUCGAGGCCUCUGUCUCCCCCGGUGGAGGUGCCUGGUUGGGUGGUCAGCUCUUCUCUGCCAUGGUGAUGCGCAAGCCGGCUGAUGCCUUCCUCCGCGAGAUUGGCGUCCCGUACGAGGACGAGGGCAACUAUGUUGUCGUCAAGCACGCGGCGCUCUUCACUUCGACCAUCAUGGCCAAGGUGCUGCAGCUGCCAAACGUCAAGCUCUUCAACGCCACUUGUGUCGAGGAUCUCAUCACUCGCCCUUCUGCCGAGGGAGUGCGCAUUGCUGGCGUUGUGACCAACUGGACACUUGUCUCGAUGCAUCACGAUGAUCAGUCCUGCAUGGACCCCAACACCAUCAACGCUCCCCUUGUCAUCUCCACCACCGGCCAUGAUGGCCCCAUGGGUGCCUUUUGCGUCAAGCGUCUUGUCAGCAUGGGCCGCAUUGAAAAGCUGGGCGGCAUGCGCGGCCUCGAUAUGAACAGGGCUGAAGACGCCAUUGUCAAGAACACUCGUGAGGUUGUUCCUGGUCUCAUUGUUGGAGGCAUGGAGCUCUCCGAGAUUGACGGAGCCAACCGUAUGGGUCCUACCUUUGGUGCUAUGGCCCUCAGUGGUGUCAAGGCUGCGGAAGAGGCUCUCAAGAUCUUUGAGACUCGCCGCAAGGAGAAUGCCAUCUAAAUGUCAAUUUGUGGCCUUGAACCACCAAUCUUGUCACUCAUUUGCUACUAGUUCUUGUAUGGCUGGUCGCUCAUUUGAUGGAAAGCAGUAAAACCUGAAAUGGAAAAAAAAAAAUAUCAGCUGCCAAACAGACUGAAUACAAAACUGCAGCUAUACUCACAACUCUCCACCAAUUUCAUUCCCAUCGUG
Molecule: messenger RNA, 1323 nt
Organism: Trichoderma virens Gv29-8
Lineage: Eukaryota; Fungi; Ascomycota; Sordariomycetes; Hypocreales; Hypocreaceae
Exons: 4
Coding region: 166-1134 (322 amino acids)
Biological process (GO): thiamine biosynthetic process
Source: RefSeq, a predicted model, not a curated record